Pelobates fuscus (common spadefoot toad) is the source of this 1257-nucleotide messenger RNA. It is a transcript of the gene AP5S1, whose product is annotated as adaptor related protein complex 5 subunit sigma 1. NCBI's taxonomy places the organism in Eukaryota, Metazoa, Chordata, Amphibia, Anura, Pelobatidae. Gene Ontology annotation, biological process: endosomal transport; double-strand break repair via homologous recombination. The record is from RefSeq and is a predicted model, not a curated record. The coding region runs from base 86 to 694 and encodes 202 amino acids. The transcript is spliced from 3 exons. Gene Ontology annotation, cellular component: AP-type membrane coat adaptor complex; cytosol; lysosome.
GUCACGGGUAUCAGCUGACCGUGUCAUGUGACUCGCAGUCUGUAUCGCAACUCCCGCUGUCAGAAUAGAACGUCCGCAGUACACCAUGGUCUACGGAUUCAUCAUUCACACUCUGGGCCCUGGGCCCAAUGGAAGUCCCAAGUUAAGCCAAGUGCUAUAUUCUAGGAUCUUCAGCUGUGAUUUGCCAGAUGACAAGCUGCAGUCAGAGGAAUAUGGUCUGGAUAAAGUGAGACUCAGGCGGAAGGAGCGGGUUGCUGUAGUAGCCAGGCAGACAGAGUCCAUGUGUCUGUUGAGGCGACAGGUGUCUGGGAAGCCAGCGAGUGACUAUAGCGUUCAUUUAACCGAUGAGUCCAUCUUAUUGCAAGAAGAGGAUGUGGGAGUUUACAGCCUGGGUUCCGGAGACCCAUUUCCACACGAGAAGAUUGUCCUGUGGGUGGCUGUGUUUUCAUUUGGCUUUUCAUUAAUCUGCAACGCACAGGAGAACCUGACCCUGGCCGAGAGCACACUGAGGAUGCUUGUGAAAUACCUAGUGGAGUCCAUGAAGCUGCUGACACACAGCAGUAAUAUACUACUGAGAGCAGACAUGAUUGAGAUGAGCAUUGACAAGUUCAUGCCUCAAGGACAGCUGCUCUUUUUGAAUCACCAGGCCGUGCAGGCUUUGGAGAAGGAACUGAGUGGGAGUAUGACUCUAUAACUGCAGCCUAACAUAGACCAACAGGCCAUGGCUUCAAUGUAGUAUCUUACAGUGUUAUUCUGUAUAGUCUUUAUAUGAAUUGUGAGGGUGAUUAAUACUGACUGGUAAUUCAUUUAAGGGAACACAACCAUGUAUUACUGACCCUAUAGUGCUAAACCCACCAUUUAGGGGAAAGCAUUGGAUUGGCUAAAAUCGGCAAGGGGGUGGGGCUAAACACCUUUUCAGCCAAUCAGCACCUCCUCAUAGGUAUGCAUUGAAUCAAUGCACCUCUAUGAGGAAAAUUAAGCGUCCCCAUGCAGAGCUGCCUACUGUGCAGCCCUGAGCCAGGAAGCACUUCUAGUGGCUGAGGAGUGAACACUGCCUUUUCUCUGAAAAGGCAGUGAUUGCAUGAAAAUGCCUACAUAUAAUGAUUAAACUCACCAGAAUAAUUACAUUAAGCUGUAGUUGUUCUGGUGACUAUAGUGUCCCUUUAAGGAAAAAAAUAUUCAAAAAACAAAAUCUAAUGGGCAAUUUCUAUUCUGUGUUCACACAACAAAGACUGAAAUUACUACCAAGGGGGAAAA